AUGAAUGGGAAAAACCAACCCUCAGAUUCAGGCUCAUCUGAACUCUGCAGCCCUGUGGGGUCCCCUGGUGAGGAGAUGCUGACAGAGCUGGGGUCUUGUCUGCUGCUGGCUGUGGCACUGCUGGGCCCAGGCCCCAGGGCCCAGGCCAUGAAAGGUGUCAAGUGUGGGGGUGUGCUCUCAGCACCUUCUGGAAACUUCUCCAGCCCCAACUUCCCGAGUCUGUACCCCUACAACACGGAGUGCAGCUGGCUGAUUGUGGUGGCCGAGGGGUCCUCUGUGCUGCUCACCUUCCACACCUUUGACCUGGAGUACCAUGACACCUGUGGCUUUGACUUCCUGGAAAUCUACAACGGGGCCUCUGGAGACAAGGGCAAUCUACUGGGGAGGUUCUGUGGCCAGGUGCCCCCACCUCCCUUCACCUCCUCCUGGCACGUCAUGGCUGUCGUCUUCCAUUCUGACAAGCAUGUGGCCAGCCGUGGCUUUUCUGCAGGCUACCAGAAAGAUGUGUGCGGUGGCGUCUUGACUGGUCUAUCAGGGGUCCUCACCAGCCCUGAGUACCCCAACAACUACCCCAACAACGUGGAAUGCCACUGGGUGAUCCGGGCUGCAGGGCCUGCCACCAUCAAGCUGGAGUUUGUGGACUUCCAGGUGGAGGGCAACGAGGAGUGCACCUAUGACUACGUGGCAGUGUUGGGGGGGCCUGGUCCUGCCCAUGGGCACCAUUUCUGUGGUGGCACCAGGCCCCCCACCCUCGUGUCAUUGGGCCACGAGCUGCAGGUGGUCUUCAAGUCCGACUUUAACAUUGGAGGCCGGGGCUUCAAGGCCCAUUACUUCUCAGGAGAAUGCCAGGAGGUGUACAUGGCUGUGCGAGGCAACUUCUCCAGCCCUCAAUACCCCAGUUCCUACCCCAACAAUAUCCGGUGCCACUGGACCAUCCGCCUGCCUCCUGGCUACCGGGUCAAGGUGUUCUUCCUGGAUCUGGACCUGGAGGAGCCCAACAGCCUGACCAGGACCUGUGACUUCGACCAUCUGGCAGCCUUUGAUGGGGCCAGUGAGGAGGCACCCCAGCUGGGAAACUGGUGUGGCCACCAUCUGCCACCACCCAUCACCUCAAGCCACAACCAGCUCCUGCUUCUGCUGCACACGGACCGCAGCAGCACCGGCAGGGGCUUCUCUGUGGCCUACAUUGGAGUGGUGCCCAUGAACGUGAGCUGCUCACGCACGGACUUCCAGAUCCUGAUCUCGGCUCAAGUGCUGGCCCCACUGGAGCGGACCAAGGUCUACCUAGGUAGCCGAAACUGUGCUGCCCAGGAGGUCGGCAACAACUUCCGGAUCCAGGCCCGCUUUGACACCUGUGGCACUGAAUCUCAGAGGAGAAACAACACCUCGGUGAUCGUCAGUGUGCUAUACAUCGACUUCUCAGCCCCUGGGCUGGAGGACAUCCAUGAGUACGAGGUCCGCUGUGAGCCGCGGCGCAAGGAGGCUUCUGUGCACCUGCUGUCCGGCUCUGACUGGCUUGGACCUUAUGCUGCCACUGCUGAGCACCUUCAGGAGGCACCCCCCAGGGAGGAGGUAGAGGCGCUGGAGGGCCCAGUGACCAUGGUGGCCCAGGACACCAGUGACAUCGUGUUCCUGGGCUUUUGCAUCCUGGCUGGAGUCCUCAUGAUCACUGCUAUCGUGGUCCUGAUGCUGCUGUGAGCAGGCAGGACAGGGGCUUGCAUCUGGCAUCCCUAGAAGGCAGUCGACUUGUUGGUGACCAAGAGCAAGUCAGGUCCUUCUCUGAGCCUCCAUUUCCUAGGGACCACCCCCCUGCCUUGCUAUCUCACAGUGCUGGCGUGAGGCUCAGAACAUGAAUGGAGAAGGGCUUUGUAAACUGCAGCCUGCCGAGUGUGGGCCCAAUUGUGGUUAUGAUUAAGGUUAAAAAUAUUCUGCUCCAGAAAAGGACUCUCCUGUGUGUGUCACUUGUCGGCUUGGACAGCUGUCGUCACUGGUGGUAGUGUGGGUACCAUGGACACAUUCUGUGACUUGUAUAAGUGCUUCACUAACUCGGGGCACCAUUCAUUGCUCACCCCAAGCCUUCACUAGGAGGAAGUCCACUGUCUCUCCAAGGCUUCCAGCCUCCUAAAUUGACCCGGGUACCUCAAGACCUCAUCUAAGCCAGCUCUGCCUCCAAACUCCAGGGACAGGGAAGGGGAGCCAAAAUCCCAUCUAGUACUGGUAUUUCAGCCCUGCCAUAUGAUGUGGGGUUAAAGGCGGGCCCUGCACAUCCUGCUGGAUGCUGGUCAACCCAGGUGGUGGUGGCCUGCUGGGUCAGUUCCAGUGGAAACCACAGCAGACCCAGCACUGUGCUCAGGAGGAGCGCAGGAUAGAGAUUGAGGACAGGUGUUUCUUGUGAUCUUUCACCAAAAAGCUCACUGAAGUCCGGUGUGUGUCUGUCCUCGCCCCUAAUCCUGAGCUCAGAUCACUAGUCCAUCCUCGUCCUCAGAUGAGUUCUCUUGUCGGCCUCUGUAACUUCUUUGGGCUUCUUCACUCAGAGCCUCUACCAUUCAUAUCUAACUUAGAAAGAAGAUGUAAACUUCUUUCUCAACUUAUAUCACAGGGAUCAGAAUCCCAACCCUUCCUAGUGGGAUGACCUCUGGGAUUAUUAUGCAAAUCAACCCACCUUUU
Marmota monax (woodchuck) is the source of this 2667-nucleotide messenger RNA. It is a transcript of the gene Cdcp2, whose product is annotated as CUB domain containing protein 2. The transcript has 7 exons. The record is from RefSeq and is a predicted model, not a curated record. NCBI's taxonomy places the organism in Eukaryota, Metazoa, Chordata, Mammalia, Rodentia, Sciuridae. Bases 1 to 1698 code for a protein of 565 amino acids.